AUGCGUCUUGAGGCUAUUCUCGCGCUUCAGCUUGGGGCCGGCGGCAUCUUGGCUGCGCCGUCUCCCGCGCCUCGCCUUGCUGAGCGCGCCAUUCAGGGUGGUUACCGCCACGGCUACUAUUACUCCUUCUGGAGAGACUACCAAGACGUGGUGUAUAAAAACGGCGAUUCUGGAAGUUACGAGGUCUCUUGGUCAUCCGGCGGCAACUUUGUCGCUGGAGUGGGCAGAAAUCCGGGCACAUCAGGUGCAAUCUCGUACUCGGCCAACUUCACCUCCGACGGCACCAGCUACUUGUCUCUAUACGGCUGGACCAAGGGUGAACACGUCAGGGAAUACUACAUUUUGGAAAACUUCGGUAAAUACAACCCGGCGAAAGGGGCUAAGAAAAUGGGUGAAUUCGAGUCCGAUGGAUCCGUCUACGACGUCUAUCAGGCAUUGCGUGUGAACGCCCCUUCCAUCAAGGGCACCAGAACCUUUCCGCAGUACUGGUCAGUCCGACGCGAAAAGUCUAGCAGCGGAAAAGUCACGAUUGGAAACCACUUCAAUGCUUGGAAGUCGAUGGGCAUGCCACUCGGUACGCAUGAUUAUCAGAUUGUUGCGACAGAGGGACUUUAUAGCCAGGGACAUGCGGCUGUCCAGAUACAAUUAGAGGAGGAUGGGGAGGCGGGUGGCGACGAAGGAGGAGAGAAACCACCGCCGUGCCACGACGGCGAUGACGGCGACGACGGCAACGGUGACUGUUGUCAAUAA
This is a messenger RNA of Ustilaginoidea virens, 750 nucleotides long. RefSeq lists its product as uncharacterized. Gene Ontology annotation, molecular function: hydrolase activity, hydrolyzing O-glycosyl compounds. The transcript is spliced from 2 exons. The coding region runs from base 1 to 750 and encodes 249 amino acids. NCBI's taxonomy places the organism in Eukaryota, Fungi, Ascomycota, Sordariomycetes, Hypocreales, Clavicipitaceae. Gene Ontology annotation, biological process: xylan catabolic process. The record is from RefSeq and is a predicted model, not a curated record.